CUAAUCAUAUGACGAAUGAAUUGAAAAAAAAAAUAUUUAUUUAUUUAUUAAUAAUAGAAAAGAAAUAAUUGAUUGAAUGACUGACUGAUUGUUUUAUUACUCAAUUGUUUGGAUCAAUUGACAAGUGAUUGAGUGGACAAACCAUUUAAUAUUAUUAUCGACGACAAGACAUACUCAGUGACCAUACAUUAUGGCCGAUGCAGUCAUGAAUGUUGAGAAAGAUGUGGACAAAGUAGUGAUGAAAUUCCAAGAAAUCAGAAAUCAUACGGAAAACACUUUGGAUGAUCUGAUCCAACAGAUCCAGAGCUAUCAAAGAGAUCUAAUGCUACUGAGCUCGCCGACUAAUGAGUUGACGGAAAUUCAAUGCGAUUUACUGUACGAUAAUGUUAUUAAAAAGACCCGAAACACUAUCAGUCAGUUUUCCAGUGAGCACCGGGACAUUCACGCAUCGGUAUCACGAAUUGGUAAAGUAAUUGACAAGAAUUUUGUUUACGAUUACUCGUCGGUCAAUAACGAAGCGGUCUUCGAGAACCCGGCGAACGUAAACAUCUUGAAUCAGGUUAUUGUCGAACACUUUCUCAGACAAGGAAUGCUGGAAAUUGCCGAACAGUUGACAAAAGAGGCCAAACUUGAUAUACCGGACAAUAAAAAGAAACCGUUUACCGAAUUGAAUAACAUAUUGGACGCAUUGAAGUGCCAUAAUCUUGAGCCGGCACUGGAGUGGGCGAUCGCACAUCGGGAACAACUAAGACAACAAAAUAGUAAUACAAAUCUUGAGUUCAAACUCCAUAGAUUGCAAUUUAUUGAGCUAUUGAAGGGAGGCGUUGAAAAUCAGAUGAAAUUGAUUUCAUAUGCGCGACAGUAUUUUCAGCCGUUGGCUGACAAACACGAGAAAGAAAUCCAAGCACUUAUGGGUAGUCUUCUCUAUCUGAGGACAGGACUCCAGAAUUCUCCGUACAGUUAUCUAUUAGACUGUCUCUCAUGGAAUGAAAUUUGUGAUAUAUUUACGAGAGAUGCCUGCGCUCUAUUAGGUCUGAGCGUUGAAAGUCCGCUAACAGUCACCAUAAAUGCAGGUUGUAUUGCAUUACCAGCGUUGCUGAAUAUCAAGCAUGUGAUGCAACAAAGGCAAGUGACCAAUGUUUGGAAUACUAGAGAUGAGUUGCCCAUCGAGAUCGACCUGAGCCGCAAAUGUCACUUUCAUUCAGUAUUUGCCUGUCCUAUACUAAGACAACAGAGCACUGAAAACAAUCCUCCAAUGCGUUUGGUGUGCGGACACGUCAUAUCUCGGGACGCACUCAACAAACUGUCUAACGGCACAAAACUCAAGUGUCCGUACUGUCCAAUGGAACAGAACCCCAACGACGCCCGACUCAUACACUUUUGAACAAAUGCUUGCAAAACACUUUAUUUCUCGUUUUUAAUUAUUUUAUUAACAUAUUAUGUAUUAAAAAAAUAUAUCUAUAUAUAUAUCUC
This is a messenger RNA of Oppia nitens, 1473 nucleotides long. RefSeq names its product E3 ubiquitin-protein ligase RMND5A-like (gene Sou). The transcript is spliced from 2 exons. Gene Ontology annotation, molecular function: protein binding; ubiquitin protein ligase activity. The record is from RefSeq and is a predicted model, not a curated record. Gene Ontology annotation, biological process: proteasome-mediated ubiquitin-dependent protein catabolic process. Gene Ontology annotation, cellular component: cytoplasm; GID complex; nucleus. Lineage: Eukaryota; Metazoa; Arthropoda; Arachnida; Sarcoptiformes; Oppiidae. Bases 191 to 1384 code for a protein of 397 amino acids.